Messenger RNA from Pseudophryne corroboree (corroboree frog), 2168 nucleotides. RefSeq names its product keratin, type II cytoskeletal 8. Bases 81 to 1613 code for a protein of 510 amino acids. NCBI's taxonomy places the organism in Eukaryota, Metazoa, Chordata, Amphibia, Anura, Myobatrachidae. Gene Ontology annotation, biological process: intermediate filament organization; keratinization. Gene Ontology annotation, molecular function: structural constituent of skin epidermis. The transcript has 9 exons. The record is from RefSeq and is a predicted model, not a curated record. Gene Ontology annotation, cellular component: keratin filament.
CGACCGCCCAGUCUGUCCUGCGCUCGUACAGUUCUCCUAUUCAUCCUCUUACUCCCAGUGCUCCGCCCGCAGCCGCCACCAUGUCCAUCAAGAUGAGCAAAGUCACUUACCGCACCACUAGCUCCGCGGCCCCGCGCUCCGGCGGCUUCAGCAGCUACUCUUACAGCGGAGCCCCGGGUGUCAGCAGAGCCAGCUCCGCGUCCUUCAGCCUGGGCUCCAGCUAUGGUGGAAGCGGUGGCUCCAGGUUCGGCAGUGGCUACAGGACCGGCUAUGGUGGGCUGGGGUCAGCAGGUGUGGGCUCUGCAGGGAUCACCUCCGUCAGCGUCAACCAGAGUCUGCUGGCCCCCCUGAACCUGGAGAUCGACCCCAACAUCCAGCAAGUCCGCACGCAGGAGAAGGAGCAGAUCAAGACCCUCAAUAACAAGUUCGCUACUUUCAUUGACAAGGUACGUUUCUUGGAACAACAGAACAAGAUGUUGGAAACCAAGUGGAACCUCCUCCAGAACCAGAAGACCACUCGCAGCAACAUGGAUGGCAUGUUUGAGGCAUACAUCCAGAACUUGCGUCGGCAGCUGGACACUCUGGGUCAAGAGAAAAUGCGCCUGGAAUCAGAGCUGGGAAACAUGCAGGGUCUGGUAGAGGACUUCAAAAACAAAUACGAAGAUGAAAUCAACAGGCGGACUGAAAUGGAGAAUGAAUUUGUUCUGCUUAAGAAGGAUGUGGAUGAGGCAUACAUGAACAAGGUGCAGCUGGAGGCAAAACUGGAGGGACUGACAGAUGAAAUUAACUUCCUUCGCCAUCUUUAUGAGGAGGAGCUCCGUGAGCUGCAAUCUCAGAUCUCAGACACUUCCGUUGUGUUAUCUAUGGACAACAACCGAAACCUUGAUCUGGAUGGCAUCAUUGCUGAAGUCAAGGCUCAGUAUGAAGAUAUUGCCAACAAGAGCAGAGUUGAAGUAGAGAGCAUGUACCAAAUGAAGUACCAGGAACUUCAGGCUUCCGCUGGGCGCCAUGGUGAUGACCUCAAAAGCACCAAAACUGAGAUCAGUGAGCUGAACCGAUACAUCACGCGGCUGCAGUCUGAGAUUGAUGCUCUGAAAGCACAGCGUGCAAACCUUGAAGCACAGAUCGCAGAAGCGGAAGAACGUGGGGAAUUAGCAUUGAAAGAUGCCAGGUCCAAAUUGGCAGAUCUGGAGGCAGCUCUACAGAAGGCCAAGCAGGACAUGGCGCGUCAGCUCAGAGAAUACCAGGAACUGAUGAAUGUCAAAUUGGCUCUGGAUAUUGAGAUCGCCACCUACAGGAAACUGUUGGAAGGAGAGGAAAGCAGGCUGGAAUCAGGCAUCCAGAACGUUAGCAUUCAGACCAAGACAACUGGUUACUCAGGAGUUAGCAGCAACUACAGCGGUGGACUGUCAAGCGGAUUUAGUGGCGGAUACGGUAGUGGAUUUGGCAGCGGAUUGAGCAGUGGAUACGGUGGCGGAUACAAUGUCUACUCCAGCAACGUAAGCUCCUCCCCCCUGGAAACUUCCAGAACCAAACGCAGCGUUGUAGUGAAGACAGUUGAGACCAAAGACGGAAGAGUGCUGUCCGAGUCCUCAGAUGUGUUCACAAAGUAAUGAGCGUCUUCUCUGCUGAUGCACAGCGCUGUCCCACAGCCAGGAUUCUUUUACGGAUGAGCCUCCAAGGCAGAAAUCAGGACUAUUGGGGUAGAUGACUAAAAUCUUUUCCAAAAUUUACCUUGGACAUUUUUGUAAACCUGGAACAAGCUGCCUAGCUUGUGCCUCUAACAUGGCACCUGCGCUAGUGACAGUAAACGGUGCUAUCCCAAAUCAUAGAAUAAUAUUGUUUACCUGUUUCUGAAAGUGAGGUGAUGGAAGGAACUGACCCUGUAACACUGCGGUACCCAUGACCCCAGCAUCUUGUACUGAUUCCCUCCCAGCAGGCUCAACUUAAGGCAGGCUUGGCUUUCUGUGGGCUCAGCUGUGCUGUCUCCACCUCCUUUCUCUCUUUGCUUUCUGUGCAAUUCUCACAACAAACAUCGCAAAUCAGAGCUAAGUAAAACCUCUUGCAAUGUGCCUUAUCACCCAUCUCGCUGGGUGGAUACUGGAAGUGCUCGUCUUGUCUUUCAGCUUCCAUAAAUCUACUAAUAAACAGUUAUUUGUUUAAGAAAA